Molecule: messenger RNA, 951 nt
Organism: Salmo salar (Atlantic salmon)
Lineage: Eukaryota; Metazoa; Chordata; Actinopteri; Salmoniformes; Salmonidae
Product: gamma-crystallin M2-like
Biological process (GO): visual perception; lens development in camera-type eye
Molecular function (GO): structural constituent of eye lens
Source: RefSeq, a predicted model, not a curated record
GACAAACCGCAGUGCUCUAUGGGCCUCUAGGCCAUGUUGCUGAGUCAGGGGUUAGUACAAUGUGGCCACAGGUAUAAAAAGAAAGGUUUUAAACAGGUAGGAUAUCAGUUCCACAUCCAGAGCAGCAGCAGCAGCACAGAGAGACAAAAUGACCUCCACCGGCAUGAACAUGCACAGCAAAAUCACCUUCUACGAGGACAGGAACUUCCAGGGUCGUUCCUAUGAGUGCAUGAGCGACUGCCCUGACAUGUCCUCCUACCUGAGCCGCUGCCAGUCCUGCAGGGUUGAGAGUGGCUGCUUCAUGGUCUACGACCGCCCCAACUACAUGGGAAACCAGUGGUUCAUGAGGAGGGGAGAGUACUCUGACUACCAGCGCAUGAUGGGAAUGAACGACAUCAGGUCCUGUCGCAUGAUCCCCAUGCACAGAGGAUCUUACAGGAUGAGGAUCUACGAGAGGGAGAACUUCGGAGGUCAGAUGCACGAGAUGAUGGACGACUGUGACGACAUCAUGGGUCGUUACCGCAUGAACAACUGCAUGUCCUGCAACGUGAUGGACGGCCACUGGCUCAUGUACGAGCAGCCCCAGUACAGAGGCAGGAUGAUGUACAUGAGGCCUGGAGAGUACAGAAACUUCAAUCAGAUGAGCAUGGGCUCUAUGGGCAUGAGAUUCAUGAGCAUGAGGCGUAUCAAUGAGUCCUGUUACUAGAUAUUGCUUUACUAAUGUAAACAAGAGAAGCAAUUGAAUAAAAUGUAUCUAUUUUACCCUUUACCCAAACACCUUGACAGGCCAUACUGAAAACAUGCAAAUAUUUCAUAUACCUACCAAUUCUUAAUGACCGAAGAAAUACAUAAUAAUACAAAAAUCCAAAUGUGGCUUAAUUUACUGUUCCUAGAGUCUGAUUGCCAGUGUCUUUUCACAAAAAAAUAAAUAUAUACAUAUUACAAUAAUUA